This is a messenger RNA of Cajanus cajan (pigeon pea), 2140 nucleotides long. RefSeq names its product 3-beta hydroxysteroid dehydrogenase/isomerase family protein. The record is from RefSeq and is a predicted model, not a curated record. Gene Ontology annotation, molecular function: oxidoreductase activity, acting on the CH-OH group of donors, NAD or NADP as acceptor. Lineage: Eukaryota; Viridiplantae; Streptophyta; Magnoliopsida; Fabales; Fabaceae. Gene Ontology annotation, biological process: steroid biosynthetic process.
CUCCUCCCCUUCUCCCUCCGUGUGUAGCAUAGCAUUAACAUCAGAGUUUUUAAGCGUCAUUAUCAGAUUAUUAACCCUCGUCCUUCCCUUGUCCAAAAGAUUCUAACAGCGGUCCCCACCCACUCUCAGUGCGAUUUGCUUUCCAAUACAGAGUUAACAGUUUCCGCGCCAAAGGAAACGCAGAACAAGACGAACAACAGCAAUGGCGGUCGACGAUCGGUUCGCAGAUUUCAACCCUAAGACGUGCGUCGUUUUAGGCGGCACAGGAUUCCUCGGAAGAUCGUUGGUCCUGAGGCUGUUGAAACUCGGUAACUGGAUCGUCCGAGUUGCCGAUUCCGCUCACUCUAUCCAACUCCACGACUCCGAGUCUCUCCUCGCUCAAGCUCUCUCUUCUGCUCGCGCUUCCUACUUCCACAUCGACCUUCGCGAUAAGCGCAACAUUGCCAAAGUUCUUGAAGGUUCCUCUGUUGUCUUUUAUAUGGAUGUUGCCAGCAUCGAUGUGAAUGACUUCUAUACUUGCUAUACGCUCAUAGUUCAAGGUGCAAAGAAUGUCAUUAGUGCGUGCCGAGAAUGUAGAGUGAGACGCCUAAUAUAUAACAGUUCUGCGGAUGUUGUAUUUGAUGGUUUGCAUGAUAUUCAUGAUGGAGACGAGUCGUUGGCGUAUCCUUGGAAAAUUGACGACAUGUUAAGUGACCUAAAGGCUCAAGCAGAAGCUUUGGUCCUGAGUGUCAAUGACAUUGAUGGCCUAUUGACAUGCUCUCUUCGUCCUAGUAAUGUUUUUGGACCCGGUGACACAAAAUUUGUGCCAUAUUUUCUGAAGUUAGCAAGAUAUGGUUUUGCAAAGUUUAUUAUAGGGACUGGUGACAAUCUUUCAGACUUCACUUUUUCUGAAAAUGUUACUCAUGCACAUAUAUGUGCAGAAAAAGCCUUAAAUUUCCAAACAGUUUCUGUGGCAGGAAAGGCAUUUUUCAUCACAAAUCUUGAGCCUAUGAAAUUCUGGGAAUUUCUCUCAAUUUUGUUGGAUGGUCUUGGAUAUCAAAGGCCAUUCAUCAAACUUCCUGCUAAUUUGGUGCAAUAUAUUCUCUCAGUUUUAAAGUGGUUACAUGAAAAGUUGGGACCCAGAUACUUCAGUUAUCCUUUAUUAGCUCAUUUUUUUCAGUUAGCUUUAUAUACCCGAACUUUCAACUGCCUUGCAGCUCAGAAAGAUAUUGGAUACUCACCAAUAGUCUCCCUUGAGGAAGGAGUCGCAUUAACCAUAGAAUCAUUCUCUCAUUUAGCUAGAGACUCGUCCUUUUCAAGAUGCUGCAGUGGAAAACAGUCAAAAGCCGAUAAGCUGCUAGGUGGAGGAAAAGUGGCGGACAUUUUGCUGUGGAGAGACGAGAAGAAAUCCUUUACAUAUUUCCUUGUUAUGGUUUUGUUGUUUUACUGGUUUUUCCUUUCCGGAAGAACUUUUAUAUCAUCUGCUGCGAGGCUUUUGCUGUUUGCCACUUUAGUUUUUUAUGGACAUGGUUUUCUGCCAUCAAAGUUAUUUGGUCUUCAUAUACAAAGGAUACCCAUGUCUUGUUUUAAGAUCUCUGAUACAGUAGUGAAAGAUUCAGUUACAACUACAGUGUAUAUAUGGAACAAGGUUUUUCAAAAUAUAAGAGGACUGGCUCAAGGGGACGAUUGGUCUACAUUCUUCAAGAUCGCAGUUUUUCUUUACGUUCUGAAGUUGAUCCUGUCAAAGUUGUUGACAAUAUUGAUAGGCAUAGGUUUGGUGUUCUCAUUUAUGGCAUUUUUUGUUUACGAGCAAUAUGAAUCAGAAAUUGAUGGAUUGGUGGAUAAUCUGUUCAUCAGCUUGAAGGAGUUCAUGAUAUAUUUGAUGAGAAUUUCACCUGUUUCUAUAUCGCGCCUUCAGCAUUAUGAAGGACCAAGAAAAGUAAAAGACCUGAGAUAGCAAAAAGAAAAAAGUUUCACCUUCGCUCUGCGAUCUUAAAGUUCCAUUACACAUCUGUUUACAUACAAAAAAAUUUGAAAAAGUGCUCUGUCCCUAUGAAAAACAUAGGGAAAAUAUAAUCACGUGUAGGAAUUCCCUCUCUCUGUUUUCUGUAAUCACAAUUGAACUAAUGAAUCUGGCCGAUAAUGUAGUUGUUUGAAAGAA